AUGUCAAGUUCCUUCCGAGCGCGCUGGCCUCCGCCACCAGCCCGAGAGCGCCCAUGCAGGCGGGCAGAGGAGUCUCGGCUGACCCGGUUGCUCACGCGAGGGCGCAGCGGCGAAGCGACGGAGCGACGCAGCGAGAGCUUUCGGUGCUGCCUUUCGCACGUCGCGAAUCCCUCGUUUUCUUCUCCUUCUUUUGGUUCGCCGCAUCUUCCUGUCGCGCCGUCUUCUUUGCAGCCCUCUUCUGCUCCGCGCUUCUGCGGUCUGUUUCCUUCUUUUAUCUCUCUCACUGCCGCGUCUCCGCCCUCCGCUGCCGUGUCUUGCACUUCUUCUCGAUCUUUUUUCCUUUCUGCGACCAGCGGCGCUUCUGGCUCCCUUCGCCGUCGUCCGCGUUUCGAGCCGCGGCCUCGAUUUCCUGCUUCCCGACUCGCGCCGUUGACUUCGCUUGCGCCUAGCUCCUUGGUAGCCGGCUCUGCGAAGGAGGGCGGGCGGCUUGCGCUGCCUUCGCAGCUUCCUCUCUCCUCUUUGCCUUCUCUUUGUCGCGUCUACUCUGCUGUGCGUGCCCCGGUGCCGCCUGCUUGCUGCUCUUCGCCGGUAUCCACACUGUUGGGCUCUUCUGCGGCCGCUUGUUUGCCUCCGCGCGGCGCCUCUCUUCCGCGGCGCGCCCCGAUAUCUGGUUUUUCAGCGGCGGUUCCCCGCAGCUUCUCUCCUUGGAGGGGUCAGCUGCCUGCGCAGCGCCUCGGCGCGAAGGAGCUCGCCGUCCUCGAAGACUUGUUCGUGACGAUUCGUGAGAGCACAUUCGCAGAGGCGCCUCCCCCGCCCUCUUGCGAUGACGAGGCAGGAGCAUCGCUGGGUAGCUCUUCUUCUUCUCGCAGCGCAGAGCUCUCAGCGGCCUCGUCGGCCCGGCGGGGCGGCGGCGGCGGCGAGGCGCGGCCUGCGCAGUUUGCGCUGUUUGCCGCGUUGUUCCCCGAGUCGCUGCUGUCUUCGCUGGAGGCCUUCGUGAACGCGUGGAGAGAGAAGGAAGUUUUAACGCAGCUGCUGGCAGACAGCCACGAGGCGCUCUGCGGAUGCGACCAGGCCCGCGCCGCUGCCCCCCUCUCGGCACAAGCGAGCGAUGCGGCGCCGCAGGUUCCCGAAGAAAAACGCGCUCUGAAACGACGAGACGAGCUCGAAGAAGAGAGCUUGCCGAGGCAGGCAAAAGAAGAGGAAAGAGACGACCUGCCGAGCUUCCUGACUGACGACGCCGACUGGGUUGCGGCGCACCUGGAGGCCUGCCGCAGCGAAGAAGUCUUUCUCGAGGAGUUCUACGUGACGCGGGCGGCCCUUCGGCAGGGCCUCGCGCAGGUUCGCGACGCAUGCAGCCCGCAGAAGGAGAAAAAGGACGAGGGAAAGAAAGACAAACAAACAUUCCUCCUCGACCCCGAAGAAGACGAAACUGCGCUCCAGGGAGACGCCGUUCUCGAGAUCCAAGCAGGCGUGGGCGGAGAGGACGCGGCGCUCUUCUCGCGCGAUCUCUUCGGCAUGUAUGAGGCGUUCGCGGCCUCGCGCGGGCUAGAUGCCUUUCGCUUUCUCUCCCUUGAGGCGGGGAUUCAUCGAGUUCAGCGCGUGCCGCCAACCGAGGCUCGCGGGCGCAUGCAGACGUCUGCGACGGCCGUGACUGUGCUGCCUCGCAGCAGCAACCUCGAGGACCGAAUCGACCUCUCGCCGCCGAAUCUGAAGAUCGACUUCAUGCGGGCGAGCGGACCUGGAGGCCAAAGCGUCAACAAGAGCGAGACCGCUGUGCGAAUCACGCACAAGCCAACAGGCACUUCGGUGCAUUGUAUGCGGACGCAGAGUCAGACCGAAAACAAGAGCUUGGCGCUAGAGCUUCUCCGCGCGCAGCUGCUGCAGCAACUCGUCCGACAGGCGAUGGAGGAGCGUGGGAAAGCGCUCGACGCGCAGAAGGGCUCGAAGGACAGAAGCGAGAAGAUCCGAACCUACAAUUUUCAGCGCGACGUGGUCACUGACCAUCGGUGUCGCAUGCAUGUACAGGGCGUGAAGAACUUUUUGGACUCGUCAGACGGCCUCCUGCCAAUCCUCGAAGUCCUCAUGCAGUCUCGCGAAGACGCGCAGAUCGCCGACCUGCUGGGGGAGAUCAAAGCCACUCUCGACCUCGUUCGGUGA
This is a messenger RNA of Besnoitia besnoiti, 2157 nucleotides long. Its product is annotated as peptidyl-tRNA hydrolase domain-containing protein. Lineage: Eukaryota; Apicomplexa; Conoidasida; Eucoccidiorida; Sarcocystidae. Gene Ontology annotation, biological process: translational termination. Bases 1 to 2157 code for a protein of 718 amino acids. Gene Ontology annotation, molecular function: translation release factor activity. The transcript has 6 exons. The record is from RefSeq and is a predicted model, not a curated record.